Molecule: messenger RNA, 1129 nt
Organism: Tarenaya hassleriana
Lineage: Eukaryota; Viridiplantae; Streptophyta; Magnoliopsida; Brassicales; Cleomaceae
Exons: 2
Coding region: 157-969 (270 amino acids)
Source: RefSeq, a predicted model, not a curated record
AGCUUUAUUGUAUUUGAUUGAGAACUCGGGUUCCUUUCUUUCACGUCGUCAAGCCCGUCUCUGUCUUGGUCGAAAAGACAGAACCAACACAAGAACCUCUCUCCUGGGUCUGCUUCUCCGUCAAAGAUCCGUUAGACUUUUCGAUCAAAUCCGGAAAUGGAAGACGUAAUAACAGAGAUCCCUCCACCAUCAAGAUUCUUCCAAGAAGAUCUCAACAACUUUGUCUCGCCACCCGAUCCUCUUUCAUCCCCCUUCAUCAUCUUCUCCAACCCAAAGCCAGAGACGCCCCUUCGACCGUCCUUGCUCAUCAUAGCCAUAUCUUCACCAUCUCAAUACGUCUUCCACCAUUUAUCUGCUAAAAUCCUCAUUGGAGGUCUCAUCAUGCCUGAAAUCCCGUUUUCUGGGAACACCGUUGAACCCUCAUUAGGAGACAAAUCCUGCAAUAUAUAUUCCCUCAAUGGCACCAGAGAUUACUCGAUUCUCCUUGUAUCAGUUCAGCUCCCGGUAUCUCCUGAGAGGUCACACAUUGUCUCAAGGUUGCUCAUUGGUGAAGAAAUUAUCCCCGAAAGGGUUAUAAUCUUGGAUUCCAUUCAAAUCCGUAACUUCAGGGGCAGGCUCUCGCCCGAUAUGACGUGUGCAUAUAAGCUCGAGACAUCAUCCGAAAGAAAAGCAGCUCGUGACAGGAAUUCUAACUCGGGUCUUGCAAAUCUUGAAUACUUUCCAUCCGGGAGUGUGAUUGAUGGCUUAAGUGCUGCUCUUUUGAGCCGAUGUCAGAUAAAGAACGUCAAAGGAACCUUGGUCGUGUCGUGGCCCGAGUUUGGUCCCUCUUCUGCAAGACUUGUUGGAGCUCUGCUGAAGAAUUACAUCCCUGGUUUGGAAUCCGUUAUGGUCAGUGAAGACCUUGAGGGUUACUCUUCGAGAACUGGCCAGAAAUUGCAUUCCUGGGUCGAUUAUGAUCUGUAUGCCUGAUGGAUCGAUCUACUUUGCUAGGUAGCAAACAUAAUCUUUCCUGUUCUCUGCAUUGUGAUAGUUUAUCGAGUUUUUAGAACAGACAGAAACAUCAAGUGUGUUGCUCUUUUCUUGUCUCUUCCUAGUUCUUGUCAACUCAAAGUGAUGAUGCUGAGGUAAA